Messenger RNA from Clavispora lusitaniae ATCC 42720, 753 nucleotides. RefSeq lists its product as uncharacterized. Lineage: Eukaryota; Fungi; Ascomycota; Pichiomycetes; Serinales; Metschnikowiaceae. The record is from RefSeq and is a predicted model, not a curated record.
AUGCGUUGUACCUGUGGCUAUUCGAAGAUAACAAGAAGACGCAGCUGCAGAUGUCUCCUGUACCUUUUGAGGAUCGAAAGUUAUAAAUACGAUGUUAGUUCCACUAAUUGCCGCUCAUCAAUGCAAGUGAAAUAUUUCUUAGUUUACCCUAUAUUCGGUGUCUGUUUGGCAACAAUGGCCGGAUUAUCUCUCGAGGAGGAGGUUGGGCUUCCUCGUGUAUCCGGUAGCAAAAUGAAUGUUGCUGUUGAAAGUCAGGCUGUCCCAGAUGUGAAGCUUGAAGUAAACGAAGUGUUAAAUGUCCAAGUCAUUAAUGCCAUUGAAUACGAAAAAGAAGAGGCACAGGGAACGAGCGAGCCAGUGAACACCCGGGUCAUGAAUGGAAACAGUGGGUGUGGCAUGAAGGAAUCUAUAACAGAUAUCAUCCUGUCACUCUUUUGGUCUGUUAUCCAAGCAGAUGGUGGUAAAAGGGGAAAAACAGCAAGCUUCUACUGGAAGUUUUAUGAAACUUAUACUGGCACCCCAGAAAGAUCUAUCAUUGAUCAGGCUAUAGCCGCCAUUAACGCCAAAUUGGACGGGAAAUGGGAGGAAAACCAUUGUAUCACCAUGUCGAAUGAGGCUAAUGGUUGGAUUGGAACUCUACUUGUUGGACCCAGCAGAGAUGCUUGGAAAGCUGAUUGCGGAGGAAGAUUUAAGGGCAACUGGGACGCGACAUCCCAAGCCUUGGAGUGGCCAUUUGCAAAAGUUGAGUCUUAA